Messenger RNA from Thermothielavioides terrestris NRRL 8126, 1863 nucleotides. RefSeq lists its product as uncharacterized. Gene Ontology annotation, molecular function: anthranilate phosphoribosyltransferase activity. Gene Ontology annotation, biological process: L-tryptophan biosynthetic process. Lineage: Eukaryota; Fungi; Ascomycota; Sordariomycetes; Sordariales; Chaetomiaceae. The record is from RefSeq and is a predicted model, not a curated record. The transcript has 2 exons. The coding region runs from base 212 to 1513 and encodes 433 amino acids. Gene Ontology annotation, cellular component: cytosol.
GGGCAACUCUGGAGGUGCAGGCGGCUCAAAGAGCUUCCGCACACUAACUUCGCGAGAUUCCAAAAUGAGUCAACCUCCGGACAACAUUCGCGACAAGCAUUUCAGGAGACUGAUAGCAUUCAACUACUUUUUCCCGGUUAGCUAGGACGCUGUCUAGCCCGGCGGAUCAAAUUCACUCUCCAACAACGCCCUUGAUUGCGUAGGCGUAGCGAUGUCGGGCGCCCGAGACCCCGCCGGGGUCAGGGAGCUCCCGCCCGUUGACCUCAAGCCGCUGCUCGCGAGACUCUGGCCGCUAGGGCACCCAGACCCCGUCUCGCCAGACCAGAUUGCCGAGGCCAUAUCGUACUUCUUCACCAACCAGGUCUCCGAUGCACAGGCCGGCGCCCUCCUCAUGUGCCUACACUUCACCGGCCUCGACCGCCAAGCUGAGGUGCUGGCUAAGACGGCACAAUGCAUGCUGAAGGCGGCCGCGAAGAUCGACCAGUCAGCCCUUCGUGCUGUUAUCGAGGGAAGGCGCAGGAAGGAAGGCGGAUACGAGGGUGGCCUGGUUGACAUUGUUGGCACUGGAGGGGACUCGCACAACACCUUCAACAUCAGCACGACCGCCUCGAUCCUCGCCUCCAGCCUCCUCUUCAUCGCCAAGCACGGCAACAAGGCCUCGACCUCCAAGUCCGGCUCUGCCGACCUCCUCAACUGCAUGGAGCCGCGCCCGCCACAAAUAGCCCGCAUCCGCCCCGACACCAUCGCCGAGCUCUACUCCCACACCAACUACGGCUUCCUCUUUGCGCCCGUCUUCCACCCCGGCAUGCGCUACGUCGCCCCGAUCCGGCGGGAACUCCCCUGGCGCACCAUCUUCAACCUCGUCGGGCCGCUGGCCAACCCGACCGACCUGCACGACGACGACGCCGGCUCCCCGGGGGGGAGCGGCUCCCGCCCCCCUCCGCUGCUCGAAGCGCGCAUGAUCGGCGUGGCGCGCAAGGACAUCGGGCCGGCGUUUGCGCGCGCGCUGCAGCUGGCGGGCGCGCGCAAGGCCCUGGUCGUCUGCGGCGACGAGGAGCUGGACGAGAUCAGCUGCGCGGGCGACACGCUGUGCUGGCGGAUCCGGCCGGACCCGUCGGACCCGUCCGCGACGGUGACGGAGCACUUCCUGCUGCACCCGCGCCACUUCGGCCUGCCGGCGCACCCGCUGGCCGACGUCUCGCCGGGCAAGGAGCCGGCCGAGAACGCGGCGAUCCUGCGCCGCAUCCUGGACGGCGCGGUGCCCGACGACGACCCGAUCCUGCACUUCGUGCUGAUCAACACCGCCGCGCUGUUCGUCGUGUCGGGCAUCUGCGACGCCGACACGAGCGAUAUGGGGCCCGGCGACGACGGGGUCGUGAUCAAGGAGCGCGGGCCCGGCGGCGGGCGCUGGAAGGAGGGCGUCAGGCGGGCACGCUGGGCGAUCCGCAGCGGCGAGGCGGCCCGGCAGUGGGCCAAGUUUGUGGAGGUUACGAACACCUUCACUGACCGCUAGCCGCAGCGUGGUUGUUGGCUAGAUAACUACCUGUUGAUCUGCAUUCUGAGUCUAAAACUGCUUGGGUGGAAGGUGAGAGAGGGGUGGGGGCAGGAGGGCCGCGGUGUGUUGGAGAAGCCGCAGCAAGGAAAAAAGAAGUACGAAAACGUUUGUAGUUAAACAUUUCUCGUCUAACUAAAACAAAAGCCUACAACUCUGAUAGGGGAUUUUCUCUUCCUCGGACCAGGCAGAACGGCUAGCGAUGGCGGGUAGUCGGGUGUGGCACUCUUGGAGCCCCGACGAGUAAACCCCAAGUGAGCGCAUUCCAAUACAACCCCCAACUAGCAACCCACCACCAAUUGGGUGCCCAC